Danio rerio (zebrafish) is the source of this 6339-nucleotide messenger RNA. The record is from RefSeq and is a predicted model, not a curated record. NCBI's taxonomy places the organism in Eukaryota, Metazoa, Chordata, Actinopteri, Cypriniformes, Danionidae.
AGCGUUUAUUCGGUUCAGUCAUACCGAAAAGAAGGGUAGAGGGAGGACGCGCGCACACCGGAUCACCGGGAGCGGACCGGACAGAAACGUGCGGACACAGUUUUGUGACAUAUGAUCAUUUUCAUCGGUCAUCUGAGAUAUGAAGGGUUAUUUUUUAAAUCAUGAGUGAAAUAUGAGAAUGAGAGACAUGAGAUCGCGCGCACCGGCCUGAUCGCGCGCGCCCGGCCGAAUCAGAUUCACCUCAGUGAUAUCAUUCAGCGUUAUCAUCAUAUUUAUAUAAUUCUAGAGGAUUUCUACAAGACAUUGUGUUCAAGAGAGCGAAAGGAGGUGUGUGUUAUAAAAAACACGGAGAUGGAUUCGGACACAGCCGCAGACUUCACCGUGGAAAACGUGGAGAAGGCUCUGCAUCAGCUCUAUUAUGAUCCCAACAUCGAGAAUAAGAAUCUGGCUCAGAAAUGGCUGAUGCAGGCUCAAGUGUCUCCUCAGGCCUGGCAGUUCUGUUGGGUUUUACUGAGACCAGACAAGGUUCCAGAGAUCCAGUACUUUGGCGCCAGUGCCCUUCACACCAAGAUCUCCCGCUACUGGAGCGACAUCCCGGCCGAGCAGUACGACUCCCUCAAAUCCCAGCUCUUCUCUCAGAUCGCCCGUUUUGCAUCCGGCUCCAAGAUCGUCUUGACCCGGUUGUGCGUGGCGCUGGCGUCCCUCGCCCUCAACAUGAUGCCUGAGGCCUGGCCGGGGGCUGUUUCUGAAAUGGUGCGCAUGUUUCAGGAGGACGGCGGUGACGUUGAUGGACGCGCUCGCUGUUUGGCUUUACUAGAGUUGCUGACGGUUCUUCCAGAGGAGUUUCAGACCAGCCGGCUGCCGCAGUACCGCAAGGGGCAGGUGAGGGGCGCUCUGGGCAGCGAGUGGACGGCUGUGUACCCGCUCCUGCAGCAGUUACUACGGCAGCCGGACUCUCCGUCGCUGGUGAAGGCCCGUGUGCUCAAGUGUCUGUCCAGUUGGGUUCUGUUGGACGUCCCUUUGAACGAGAGCGAGGGCUUGGUGGAGGCCAGUUUUACGGCGCUGGCGGAUCCGGAGCUGUUCGAUACGGCGGUGGAGGCCAUCGUCAACACCAUCUCACAGCCAGACUCACAGAGGUAUGUGAACACACUCCUGAAGUUGGUGCCACAGGUGCUUCAGCUGCAGGAACAGUUACGAGACGCCGUUCAGAAUGGAGACAUGGAGACGUCACACGGCAUCUGUCGAAUCGCCGUCUCUCUGGGAGAAAAUCACUCAAGAGCUCUGCUGGAGCAGGUGGAGCACUGGCAGAGUUUCCUGGCACUGGUGAAUAUGAUCAUGUUCUGCACUGGCAUCCCGGGACACUACCCUGUCAACGAGACCACCAGCUCUCUCACACUCACCUUCUGGUACACACUGCAGGAUGACAUCAUGUCGUUUGAGGCAGAGAAGCAGGCCGUGUAUCUGCAGGUCUACAGGCCAGUGUAUUUCCAGCUCGUGGACGUUCUGCUUCAUAAAGCCCAGUUUCCCACUGAUGAAGAGUACGCCUCCUGGUCUUCAGACGAGAAGGAGCAGUUCAGGAUCUACAGGGUGGAUAUCUCUGACACACUGAUGUACGUCUAUGAGAUGCUGGGAGCUGAAUUACUCAGUAACCUGUACGACAAACUGGGGCGACUCCUCACUAACACAGAGCAAACAACAACAUGGCAGCACACAGAAGCGCUGUUGUACGGCUUUCAGUCCAUCGCCGAAACUAUAGAUGUGAAUUAUUCAGACGUGAUCCCAGGACUCAUCGGCCUCAUACCAAGAAUCAACAUCAACAACGUCCAGCUGGCUGACACCGUCAUGUUCACAAUAGGAGCGCUGGCGGAGUGGCUGGCCGAUCAUCCGGUGAUGUUGAGCAGUGUCCUGCCACUGGUUUUACAGGCGCUGGGGAAUCCAGAUCUGUCUGUUUCCAGCGUCUCCACGCUCAAGAAGAUCUGCAGAGAGUGCAAAUACGAUCUGCCGCCGUACGCCACCAAUAUAGUCGCCGUGUCACAGGAAGUGCUUAUUAAACAGAUCCACAAGACCAGUCAGUGUAUGUGGCUGAUGCAGGCUCUGGGUUUCCUGCUGUCGGCGUUACCUGUGGAGGAGAUCUUGAGGAACCUUCACUCUCUGAUCACACCGUACAUCCAGCAGCUGGAGAAACUGGCAGAGGAGACGCCAAACCCCUCCAAUAAACUGGCCAUCAUUCACAUCCUCGGCCUGCUGUCCAAUUUGUUCACCACACUGGACAUCACCAAACAGGAGGACGAGUCAGGAGAGAACGCCCCGCCUAUCAAAUCAGCCCCGCCCCCCACAGGCCCAAACCCGGUGGUGGUGGUGCUCCAGCAGGUCUUCGCUCUCAUACAGACUGUCCUCAGUAAAUGGCUGAACGACUCACAGGUUGUGGAGGCGGUGUGUGCCAUCUUCGAGAAGUCUGUGAAAACUCUCCUGCAUGAUUUUGCGCCGAUGGUGUCUCAGCUGAGCGAGAUGCUGGGUCAGAUGUACAGCACUAUACCACAGGCGUCUGCGCUGGACUUAACCCGCCAGAUGGUUCACAUAUUUGCCAGCGAAACGAAUCACUUUCCUCCAAUCAAAGCACUGUUUGAGCUGGUCACUUCAGUCACUCUGACCAUCUUUCAGCAAGGGCCCAGGGAUCAUCCUGAUAUUGUUGAUUCAUUUAUGCAACUCCAAGCUCAGGCUCUCAAACGGAAGCCCGAUUUAUUCUUGUCAGAGAAUCUUGAUGUGAAAGCUGUUUUCCACUGUGGAGUGCUGUCACUGAAAUUUCCAGAAGCCCCUACAGUUAAAUCCACCUGCCUUUUCUUUUCCGAGCUGAUCCCGCACUGCGCAGACAUUCCUCCUCUGGCUCGGGUGGUGCAGGAGGAUGGAAAGCUCCUGCUAGUAGCUGUGCUGGAGGCCAUCGGCGGUCAGUCAUCCCGCAGUCUGAUGGAUCAGUUUGCAGAGGUGCUCUUCUGUCUGAAUAAGCACUGCUUUACUCUGCUGACGGUGUGGCUCAAAGAGGCUCUGCGUUCGCCAGGCUUUCCGUCCUCGCGCGUGUCGGACGAGCAGAAAAACACCUUCAGCCAACAGGUGCUCAGGGAGCGAGUGAACAAGCGGCGAGUCAAAGACAUUGUGAAGGAGUUCACACUGGUGUGCCGAGGACUUCACGGGACUGAAUAUGCAGCGGAUUACUAAAACCCCCUCUAAAAAAACUACAAUUCCCAGAAGCCCCGGGAAAAAAAUCAAUACUGUGUCGGAAACUGAAGCGCCAGGCCUCGCGCUCUUCCUCCAGCUCUCUCUGUCUCUUUCAGCCUCUCUCGCAUUGGGAUUUCGGGCCCGAACAGUCGACGUUUCCCACAAUUACGGCAUGUUCGCUGGAAACCGUUCUCCGAUUAUCCCGCGUUCGAUCUUCCGUGGCUCUCGGGCUGUUUUAUUUUCCGCCCUGUGAUCAUUUGCAUCCAUUUGAACGAAGAAAUAGCAUUAGAUCAAUGUUUUUAUUUUUGAUUUUGGACAUAUAUACACAAAUAUAUAUAUUAAAGUAUAUAUAUAUAUCUAUAAAUAAAUGCACAUAAUAAUGUAGUGAAGCGUGGGGUGUGGAGUAUGUGUGCUGCUAACAGAGAGAGGGACCAAUACAGACUGAAUUUUUGUUUGUUUUUUUCCUCUGUGGCUUUAUAUCUAUUCUCUAUAUCUGUCCGUCUAACUCCUCACGCUCCAUUCUGACAAAAUGUUGUGGACUUUUUUUAAUCAAAGGAUUAUUAUGAUUGUUUUUGAUAUACAUAUAUAUACAUAAAUUAGGUCAGCAGUGUAUUUGGGGGACUAGUAAAGGCUGGGCGACACACACAGAAUGAGAGAGAGAGAUGCAUCUCAUAAAAAAAAUGUAAGUCAAACUUUUUUCUCACUAUUUUGAGGAGUUGCAAAUUCUCUUCAUAGUUGCAGAAAACAAGUCGGGAUUGCUAAAUAUAAACGAAGGAUACUUAAUUUCUCACAAUUCUGAGUUUAUAUUUCAAAUAUUUCACUUUUUUAAUCAGAAUUGUGACUUUUUCACCAAUCACAACUUUAUGGUCUCACAAUUAUUCUUCAUAAUAUGCAUUUCUGACUUGAUUUUCAUAAUUUCCUGAUGGUUUAGAUUUGUAAUUCUAAGUAAAAUCAUAAUUGCGAAAACAAACAUUCAGCUUUUAAAUUUCUGACUUUUGAGGUUUUUUUUUUUUUUGCAAUUGCAAUACUAUGAUUUCAUCUUCAGUCAUAAACGAUUGAUUCUUCUUUAGUUACACUAAAUACUACAAACACUGGGUCAUUUUAACCCAAUAUUGGGUCAAAUAAGAAUAAUUUCAAAUUUGGGAUAAGUUUUUGGUAAACUAGUUAAGCUAGUUAUUAGUUUAAAGUACCCUUAUUAACCUAGCUGUUGGGUUUUUGUCCGUAUUUGACCCAACAGCUUAAACAACUCAGCACUUUUUUUUGUGCAUAAAUGAUGACAGAAUGUUCAAAAAUCAAAAAAGAAAAAAUGAAAAGUGUAAGAAAAACACUUUUCUGAAUUUACAAAUACCAAAAUGAAAUGUACACACACACGCACACAAAAAUAAUAAUCCCUUGUUUAUUUACAACCUAUCGUGCAAUUUUAAAUUCUAUGAUUACUUCAGUUACACUCAAAAAAUACUGGGUCAUUUUAAUGCAAUGUUGGGUCAAAUGAAGACAAACCCAACAUUGGGAUAAGUUUUUUGAUUCAAUUUGAAGUAUUAUUUUUUUUGUCCAUAUUUAACCUAGCGUUGGGUUACAACAAUCCAUCAUUAUAGAUAUAUAGAUGCAAAUCCAAACAUGCUAGAUAUUUACUUGUAAAAAAAAUCCAGAAUUGUGAAAUGAAGCCAGAAUUGCAAGAUAUGAACUCUUGAUUAUUCUGUGUACUUGUCCUUGCAAUUCUAACUUUCCUUCAAAAUUAUAACCUUUUUUAUUAAACUUUUUCUUCAUUUAAAAUUAAAAGAUACAAACUCAUAAUUCUGGGGGACAGAAUGAAAAUCAAAACUAAGAAAAACUAGGACAAUGAAAUUGUGAGAAAAUCUAGAAUACGGAAAUUGAAGGAAAAACAAUGAAACUAAAAUUGUGGGAGAAACUAGGACAAUGACAUCGUGAGAAACUUCGAUACUGAAAUUUUGAGAAAAACUAGGACAAUGAAAUUGUGAAAAACUAGGAUACUGAAAUUGUGAUAAAAACUUGGAUACUGAAAUUGUGGGAAACUUGGAAACUGAAGUUGGAGGAAAAACAAUGAAACUAAAAUUGUGAGGAAACACUAGGAUACAGAAAUUGUGAGAGAAAAAAACUUGCCAGAAGAAUAUUUUAAAUUGCAACGUUUCUGAAUUGAUAUCUACCAAGAUUAAAUUUACACACAAACACAAAAUAAUAAGCCCUUAUUUAUUUACACCUGAUCAUGCAAAUCCAAAACACUGGGUCGUUUGGUCAAAUAAGGUCAAACCCAACAUUGAUUUUUCAAUUCAGUUUAAAGUACCCAUGUUUAAUCCAAAGUUGAGUUAAAACAACCCAGCAUGUUAUUCGAGUGCAUACAUGUUGACAGAAUAAUGGUUUAGGAGUGACCUGCUUAUUCAAAUUCAUCUGGUAUGCACACAAACACACACUCAAAAUAUUAUUGUUCAAACUACUUACUCCAGAUGAACAGAAACAACAAGUCUUUUUGACACAACUUAAUUGUUUUAUGUUCAAUCUACUUCAAUUUGUAAAAACUAAGUUAACUUCAUUCCUUCAUGUUGCUCCAACACAAACCUGAUCGUGUGUAAGCCAGCGUUUUUAUAGUGCACUCAUCAACUCCAACCAUAAAAUCCGUUCGGGUUGUUUCAACACAAAUCAAUUAAGUUAUCUUAACAAAUUUAAGUUGAUUGAACAUAAAGCAAUUAAGUUUUCCCAAGAAGAGCUCAAGAAUUGUGUUGUUUUAGCUCAUUUGACAUAAGUAGUUUAAAUUAGUUUUUUUGUACACACACACACACACACACACACACACACACACAUUAUACCGGAGUGCACUGAGGAACUAAAUAGCACAUGUUUUUCUCUCUCUCUCACUCUUUCUGUGUGUCUGUUUUUCCACCCAGCCGCUGUUUGCCGACAUGUAGCAUGUGUGUUGCGUUGCGUCGGGGCCCAGAAUGUGUCCUAAUUAGUGGACAAGGGCCGUCCUGUGCUGUUCAUUUACUAGUGAGUCACUGAGUGAGGACUAAGAGAGAGACGGAGACCGAGGAGUCACUUGUACAUUAGGCUUUUUUUGUUCUCUUUUUCUUUUUUGUACCUUGUUUUAAUUUAUUAAAUACAUCUGAGAUGGCA